AUGUGUAAAUCUCGCUUCUUGUUGGCAACCAGUGCCUUAUAUGUCGCAGUGGGCAAUUGCUCCAGCCAACCCUUGACUAUUCCACUACCGCCAAAGAACAGUGAAGCAAUCCCCAAUGACUUGCAAUCAUUCUCUUUGGAAUUUGCAUUCUUCCCUGAUUAUGCUGGAAACAAGUCCUCCCCAAACCAGUUCUCUCGAAAUUUGAUGGAAAAUUUCAAAAAUAUUACUGGUGUAUACCCUAAAGUGAGAGUUGGGGGAACGUCGCAGGACAAUUCUAUCUACUACCCUGACCAAAAUGAUAGUAUCGAGCUUGUCUUCACGAACCCGACCGACGACCAACCUAGCCAGAUCAAUUAUGGCCCGGGUUUCUUCGAAUCGUACCAAGCUUUGGGUGACAUGCAAUACAUUCACGGCUUGAACAUGAAGCAAAACAGCUCUAUUCAGCAACUCACAAAUGCAGCCGUGGAAGCGUGCCGCUCAAUGGGCACCAAUUUGGAUUCAUUCGAACUGGGUAACGAGAUCAACAUGGAGGCUCCAGAGUAUCGACCAGCGAAUUAUACCCUUCAGAGUUAUUCCAAUGAAUGGAACUACAAGACCGCGGCGAUUAAAACUGCCUACGAAAAGGCGUGCCCAGGCGCUUUCCCUGGAUUUAUGGCACCUAGCUUUGUCUUUUCGGACAUAGUGAAGAACAAUUGGACCGCUGAAGAACUCUUCCAGCUUGGUUAUGACUCUAAGAAUUUGACUAAGGACCUGUCGUUCCAUAAUUAUAUGGGGGCCUUCGUUCCUCCCCUGGCUCCAGUCUCUUAUGACCUUCAACAUGUUCUUAUGAACCACACAAAUAUUGUGCAAAACCUGGCAGCUCAAAUCCAGCGUGCAAAGAACCUUGCUUAUCUGGGUCAUCCAUUCACACUUGGAGAGCUCAAUUCAAUCGCAAAUCAAGGUCGUAACGGCGAAACCAAUGUUUUCGGUGAUGCUUUGUGGCUCGUUGACUUUUCCCUUUGGUGUGCCGCUCACAACAUCAAGCGCCUUCAUUUCCACCAAGGCCUCAACUACCGAUAUGCCUCGUGGCAACCAAUUGCCAGCGAGGGGAACCCCCCGAAGACAAGACCACCAUACUAUGGCCAGAUCAUGGUCGCAUCUGCGAUUGGCGACGCUAAAGAUGCCCGUAUUGUGAAUAUUCCAUUGGCGGAGGAUACGGAGGCAGCAUACGGAAUUUAUCAGGGAGAAGGGCUGAGCAAGCUCGUGGUUCUGAAUCUCCAAGCCUACAACCAGACUGCGUCUAGAAGCCGACCCAGCCGGGAGUACGAGUUCAAAGUUCCGAACCACGUCAAGAAAGCCAAAAUUGAGCGCCUUUCUGCACCUGGAAGUGAUUCUGUGGAGAGCGUUACCUUUGGAGGGGUCUCGUUUGAUUACGACCUCUUGGAAGGAAGGCCAGUGGUUGUUGAGGAGAAGGAGGAUGUCGCGACCAUCGGCCGCGGAGUGCUUCGAAUCAGCGUGGCGGACUCCUCAGCUGUUCUAUUGACGCUCUCUUGA
Messenger RNA from Penicillium cataractarum, 1533 nucleotides. Its product is annotated as glycosyl hydrolase family 79 C-terminal domain-containing protein. The transcript has 5 exons. The coding region runs from base 1 to 1533 and encodes 510 amino acids. NCBI's taxonomy places the organism in Eukaryota, Fungi, Ascomycota, Eurotiomycetes, Eurotiales, Aspergillaceae. The record is from RefSeq and is a predicted model, not a curated record.